AUGCCCGGUAUCCUCUUCGUAUACUCAGAGCCCGGCCCCGCCGUCUCAGAGAACGAGUACAACGACUGGUACGACAACGAGCACGUACCUCUGCGCAUCCCCAUCCCGGGAUUUGAGUCUUGGUCGCGCUGGGUCGCUGCCGACGGUGAGCGUCCGACAUACGGCGCGCUCUACGACCUGUCCUCCACCUCGAUCAUCUCCGAUCCUCCUUACGCCAAUCUGGCAACCACACGCUCCGAACGCGAGAAAGCCCUCAUCCCACGUCUUGCGCUCCUCGACCGCCGCACGUACGCACUCCGCGAGCCCCCCGUCUACCCCUCCUCAUACGGCGCCGCGUAUGAUCCGCUCAAGCCCGGGCCAUACCCAAGCGUAGUGGAGCUCGAGGUGAAGCCGGGGGCGGAAGACGAUUUCAACAAAUGGUACGACGAGGAACACAUACCGAUGCUUGCGAAGGUCCCUGGGUGGGUGCGCAGCCGGCGGUUCGAACUGGAGUUCGCGGGCGCGACCGGGUCGGAGGCGAAGGAGGGGCGCCCGCCGAAGCACCUGUCGAUACACGAGUGGGAGACCCCGGCGGCGUUUGAUACGGUGGAGGUCAAGGCGGCGACUUCGACGCCGUGGAGGCAGAAGCUGCGGGAGACGGCGAUUGUGGAGGCUCGGAGGAGGGUUCUGAAGUUCGUCAGGAGCUGGGAACGCGAGUGA
Trametes versicolor FP-101664 SS1 is the source of this 699-nucleotide messenger RNA. RefSeq lists its product as uncharacterized. NCBI's taxonomy places the organism in Eukaryota, Fungi, Basidiomycota, Agaricomycetes, Polyporales, Polyporaceae. The record is from RefSeq and is a predicted model, not a curated record. The coding region runs from base 1 to 699 and encodes 232 amino acids. The transcript has 2 exons.